AUGGAUUUGGGGGAGCUUUUGGCAAUCUUCGGGCCCGGCAUCGCCGGCGCCGUUUUCGGAACCGGCUGGUGGUUUUGGGUCGACGCCGUUGUCUGCAGCUCAGUCAAAAUCCCGUUCGUGCACUAUCUUCCUGGAAUAUUUGCGUCUUUAGCUGCUUUGAUGUUCAAUUGUGUGAGGAAAGAUGAUAUCGAUUACUCGCCCUAUGAAGAAGGGGAAUGGAGGUUGAAACUUUGGCUUUUCAUUGCAUAUGUUGUGUCGUUUGUCUCGUUGGCUGCUUCAGUUGGCCUAUUGAUACAAGACGCCCUUGUGGAAUCUGGGCCUUCGGCUUGGACAGGAAUUGCAGGUGUUCUUCAAUGCGUAUUUGUUCUAAUCAGUGGCCUGAUUUAUUGGAUUUCCCAUUCAGAAUAA
Molecule: messenger RNA, 408 nt
Organism: Striga hermonthica
Lineage: Eukaryota; Viridiplantae; Streptophyta; Magnoliopsida; Lamiales; Orobanchaceae
Source: the annotation of a GenBank genome assembly